This is a messenger RNA of Dioscorea cayenensis subsp. rotundata (Guinea yam), 1470 nucleotides long. RefSeq names its product branched-chain-amino-acid aminotransferase 2, chloroplastic-like. Gene Ontology annotation, biological process: branched-chain amino acid metabolic process. Bases 177 to 1349 code for a protein of 390 amino acids. The record is from RefSeq and is a predicted model, not a curated record. Gene Ontology annotation, molecular function: branched-chain-amino-acid:2-oxoglutarate transaminase activity. The transcript is spliced from 10 exons. Lineage: Eukaryota; Viridiplantae; Streptophyta; Magnoliopsida; Dioscoreales; Dioscoreaceae.
AAAAAGAAACCCUCCCCAAAUUUCCCACCUAUCUCUUCAUCAAUAUUUGAUCACAUAUUAGGGAAAUUACAAAGCCAUCUUUGCAUUCAAAGGAUCAUCUUCAACUUUUGUAUAUAUAUAUAAUAUAUAUAUAGCAUUUUAUCACAAAGAUCAAUAUCAAAUUCUCAAAAGAGAUCAUGCUUGUGAGGCGUGUUGUUAGUACCACUUCUUUUCCCAAAUUGUUUGGAUGUUCUUACUCUUCCUUUUCUAAGAUUGGAAGUUUUGCUUCUUAUACUUCAAGUCCUGCAUCUUCAUUGAGCCCCAAACAUGAGGAAUAUUCAUACAGGAAUGAAAAUGAGCUUGCGGAGAUAAAUUGGGAUGAGUUAAGAUUUGGUCUAGUCCCAACUGAUUGCAUGUAUGUCAUGAAAAGUUCUCAAGAUGGUGAGUUCACUCAUGGUGAGCUCAGAAACUUUGACAAUAUCAAACUAAACCCAUCUUCAGGGGUAUUAAACUAUGGUCAGGGAUUAUAUGAGGGCUUGAAAGCAAGUAGGAAAAGGGAGGAAGGAGGACUUUUAUUAUUUAGGGUGGAAGAGAAUGCAAUGAGGAUGAAGAUGGGUGCUGACAGGAUGUUCAUGCCAUCACCUUCUCUGGACCAAUUCAUUCAUGCUGUCAAGCUCACUGUGCUAGCCAACAAGAGAUGGGUUCCACCUCACGGGAAAGGUUCAUUAUAUGUUAGACCAUUGCUAAUUGGAAGUGGACCCAUACUUGGUCUAGCCCCUUCACCAGAGUACAUGUUCUUGGUCUAUGCUUCACCUGUUGGUAACUAUUUCAAGGAGGGUUUAGCACCAAUAAAUUUAUUAGUAGCAGAUAAAACUCAUAGAGCUAUGCCCGGUGGAACUGGUGGUGUAAAAACAAUUUGUAAUUAUGCACCGGUGUUGAAGGCACAAAUGCAAGCAAAAUCAAAAGGAUUCAGUGAUGUUUUAUUUCUUGAUGCUGUGAAUAACAAGUAUUUGGAGGAGGCAUCAUCAUGCAACAUAUUCAUAGUCAAGGGAAAUGUGAUAUCCACACCAGCAACAAAUGGAACCAUUCUUCCUGGCAUUACUAGAAAAAGUAUAAUUGAAAUUGCUAGUGAUCUUGGCUAUCAGGUUGAGGAAAGGCUAGUGCCAGUAGAGGAAUUAAGUGAUGCAGAUGAAGUGUUUUGCACUGGAACUGCAGUUGUUGUGGCUCCAGUGGCCUCCAUUUCUUAUAAUGAUAAAAGGUAUACAUUCAAGACAGGAAAGGAAACAGUGUCUAAAAGAUUAUACAAUACCUUAACAGCAAUUCAGAUGGGUCUUGUUCAAGACAACAAAGGAUGGACUUUAGAGAUCUAAUUAAAAUUUUUCAUUGUACUUUAUAUAUAUAUAUAUAUAUAAUUCUCUUAUAAUGUGGUUUAUGAGCCUGCCUACCUAAUAAUAAUAUGAAAUUAUUGAAAAGUCCUUCAAUAGUUACCAA